Molecule: messenger RNA, 1564 nt
Organism: Mycotypha africana
Lineage: Eukaryota; Fungi; Mucoromycota; Mucoromycetes; Mucorales; Mycotyphaceae
Product: chord-domain-containing protein
Exons: 5
Coding region: 133-1179 (348 amino acids)
Source: RefSeq, a predicted model, not a curated record
GGUUUAAAAAUUGUAAAAUCAUGUAUCUAGUAAUUUCCAGAAAUUUUCAGAGGUUAUUUUUAAUUGACUUGUUCCAGCUGCCCCUCAACUAUUUCUUUCAACCUUCAGCGUCAUUAACAACUAACGAACACAAUGGUCAAGUGUACACAUAAAGGCUGUGGUAAAGAAUUCACAGAAGAAGAUAAUAAAGAUAAUGCUUGUCAAUAUCACGCAGGAGCUCCUGUAUUCCAUGAGGGUUUAAAGGGUUGGUCUUGCUGUAAGAAACGAGUCUCUGACUUCGAUGAGUUUCUCGCCAUUCCUGGUUGUACGUUCGGCCGCCAUUCUUCCGAGCCCGUAGAUCAACCUGCUGUUCAAAACAAAGUUACUGAAAGCAAAACUGUAACAGAAGCAAGUCAUGUCACAGCUGAUGGUGUCGAAGUUUAUGGCCAGCAAAAUAACCCACAAUCUCAGCAGACAUCCACAUUGACAGCCGUAGAAGCUGUAGCAAAGAAGGAAGAGGAGCCUAAGGAGUCUGAAAUUACAGAAGAAGACGACGAAUCACUUCCUGUGCCAGAUGGUACUGUGUGUAAAAGACGUGGUUGUGGAUGUGUAUGGAAAGGCUGUGAUGUAUCUCGCGGAGAGGGUGCUGAAGCAGUUUGCCAUUAUCAUUCCGGUACUCCUGUUUUUCAUGAAGGCUCCAAGGGUUGGAGCUGUUGUUCUCGUAAAGUGUUAGAUUUUGAUGAUUUCUUGAAGAUUCCAGGUUGUAAGGAAGGAAAGCAUUUGUUCCUUGGUGCGAGUAAUAAGGGCGAGGAAAUGGUUGAUUGUCGUACUGAUUGGUAUCAGACACAAUCAAGUGCCAUAUUGAGCAUUUUUGCCAAGAAUAAAGAAAAUACUAAGGUUGAAUUCAAAGAACAAAGUGUCGAUAUUGACAUUACGAUGAAGGGCAAUAAACGUUAUAAGAAAACCAUUCCUCUUUUUAUGCCAAUCGACAUUUCUGCAUCAAAAUACGAGGUCCUCUCAACAAAGAUCGAAAUCAAUUUAAAGAAAACAAACGGUAUUUCAUGGGCUUCUCUUGAGCCUAAUGCUAAUGUUAAAACAUGGACAACCUUCGGUGUCACUGGUGGUGGCGGUACUGUUGGCGGCACUGAAAUGUAUUACAAUGCAGAUUCUCCUUUGCAUGUUCUCAACAGUAAGCAAUAGUCCACAUAUCACAACCUUUCCAUACUUUUUAUCUGUUAGAUUAUACACUUUUCAUAUCUAGAAUAAACACAUUUUCAACCAUUUUUCCGUUUUGAUGUGUUGCUGACUAUUAUUAUAUGCUUAAUUUUCCCAUAAAGAGGCACAGAAAAACUUUGAUUCUCGCAAUAGAAGUCUCAAUUAGUGACAUUUUAGGCUUAAUACAAUUCUCAGUUAUUAUUUUGUUAUCAAUUAUGUUGACGUUUUUUUAAUUCUUAGAGAAAUCGCCUUUUGGACGGAGUGUGCACGGUCCGCUUCCGAGCUGUGACGUUUUAUCUGUUUUCUAAGCCGUCGAUCCAAGAUUACAAAAAUAAAGCAGCUGUGGCAAUCUAAAAGCUCGUUUCAUUCA